AUGACACGGGCAACGUAUCGAGAGCUCUUCCCCGAUGACGAGGAAGACUCUGCAUCCGGCGAUGAUCGCCACCAAAUCGCCUUCCCCUGGUCUCGAAACAACUACGAACAGAACAGACUCACCAGCGCCGCUCAUACUGAAGAGCCUCCGCCAGACAUCCCGAGUGGUCCAGGCUUGCGAAUGCAUUCGCCAGCUUCUGCAUCAAGGGCAGUUACCCCUUUCCGCCGCUCCGCCACUCGGCCUCCCUCCCCGACCAACUCGAAGCAUGAAGGCAACGUGCCGACACCUCCACCCAACCGAUCAGCUUCCAUCCGGGCUGCGUCCCCCUUCCUUGCCGCUGAAGGGCCUCGUGGACUCAGUACCCACAACCACCUCCGCGACAGUGCCCCCGAUCCCGAGAGCGCCAGGAGUCAACGCGGCGCAUGCCUCGAGGACCAAGGCCGAACGGCGGCUGUCCCGCACACCGUAGAUGGCUUCGUCGAGGAUCAGCAAGAGAAUGUCAUCCAAGGAGGUGACCCCCAGCUACCUUUGUCUGAACGUGAUUUAGACGACAUUCUGAAAGUUCUUUCCAGCGGAGGUCCUCCUCAGCAAUCGGGGAGCGAGAGGCAUACGAACGUGCACCUCCCUUCCGUUCAGCCCUCUUUCCAGCGGAGAGCUGCUUCGGGUAGGCUAUUGCACCAGCGCCUCGCUCAAGGUGGCAUGGACCCGCCGCAGUCCGCUCAACAAACCUUCCCUGCAGAAUCUCCAGGCGACCCCUUAGGCAUUCUCAUCCAGCUUACACACAACAUGCAGUACAUGAGCAACCAAGUCAACAUGUUGAACGCGAAGCUCCACAUGGACGUUGACAGUCUGGAGACCGACCUCGCUGCCGCGAACGAGAGUGCCGAAAACGCGAAGCAGGCCAAGGCGGACAGUAUCGACAAUGCGAAGAGAUGCCUCCAGAGCAUCAAGCAACAGUAUCAAGGACUUGCAGCCUCGCUUGCGAGCCAGAAGUCAAUAUCCGAGGGGUCUCGCGCAAAGAAUCUGGCUCUCAUCAGUCAGCUCCAUGGAUCCCGUGAAGAUCUCAAGAAACAGGUUGCCGAGUGCAAGACAGUCUCGGAGACAAAGACAUCAGCUGCAAGGCAGGCUUUGGAGGCGCUGAAAGACUGCCAAGCUUGGCCUCGAGGUCGAGCUCAAAGGCGCUCGUCAGCAAUAGUGAGCGUCCUAGCCAACUCGCCUGACCUCAGUCAACAACUGGAGUCCGCGCAGCUGGCCCUCCAGUCAACGUUUGGUGACACGUCGCAAAAGCUCAUCGCGUGUGUGGAAUCGUAUGUCAGCCCUUCGGUCCAAGCUGACGGCAGGUUGUCACAGACGAAACUAAUGUUCAGGUUGCGCUCGAUGAUCAAGAAGAUGGAGGAACGUGACUCACUGGUCACGACUCUUCGAGGGGAGUUGCAAGAAGCCCGUUCUUCCAUGCUGGCAGAAGCUCAGACGCACCAUGCACUGGCCGCCUCUCGCGAUCAGAUGAAGCUCAAGAUGGAACAGCAAGAGCAAUCUUCCUCGCGUUUGAUCAAGCUUGAACGGACCAAGGUGGAGCUCCGGGAAUCUCAUUUGAAAGAGAUGAAGCAUAACGAGGGAGUGACAGUGGCGAGCAUGGAGCUGUUAACGCUGAAGCGAGGCUUAGAGGCAAAGUCAAAGGAGAUCGAAGCCCUGACAGCUCGUUUGAAGGAGAGUGAGGUGUCCCACAACAAGGAGGUAGAGGUUGAUGAAGCUGUCCAGCGAGAACGCGUGGCUAUCGCCCUUGCCCAGGAGCGAAAGGUAAAUGUGACCGGCCGGAGGUUGUUCCUUACAGCCCAGGCCCUCUUUGAUAAGAUGAGCGGAUCCACUCCUACCGAGCGUACCUCAAACUCUAGUCGUGUCCGUCGUCUGCUUCCCUACCAACGGCCACCGACUCCACCUCAUCCGAGGAACGAACACGCAUCCACUGCAGAUCAAGCGGCAACCGACAAGGCUUCCAACCGAUCGGUAUAA
Molecule: messenger RNA, 2010 nt
Organism: Trichosporon asahii var. asahii CBS 2479
Lineage: Eukaryota; Fungi; Basidiomycota; Tremellomycetes; Trichosporonales; Trichosporonaceae
Exons: 9
Coding region: 1-2010 (669 amino acids)
Source: RefSeq, a predicted model, not a curated record